This is a messenger RNA of Hemicordylus capensis (graceful crag lizard), 12651 nucleotides long. RefSeq names its product limbic system associated membrane protein (gene LSAMP). The record is from RefSeq and is a predicted model, not a curated record. The transcript has 8 exons. The coding region runs from base 645 to 1697 and encodes 350 amino acids. Gene Ontology annotation, cellular component: neuron projection. NCBI's taxonomy places the organism in Eukaryota, Metazoa, Chordata, Lepidosauria, Squamata, Cordylidae.
CGCUCCGCCUGGGAAAGUGGGUUAGGAAGGGAGCCGAGCGCUCAGAGACUGCUCAGCCGCUCGUCCGAGCAGGAGCAUCCACACGCCAGAGAAGAGGAGGAGGAGAAGGAGGAGGCGGUGGUGGUGGCGGCGGCGGCUGGAAAAGUCCCAGCCCCUCGCCUCAGGGGGGCUCGCUUGCCCUUUUGGAGCCCUUCAGGACUGCGUGCUGGUUUUGGCGUCGUCUCCCUCCCAGCCCCUCGGUGGCUUCCCCCCGCUUUUUUGCGCCACUUCUCUCCCGCGUUCGUUUGUCCCUCCGCCCGGGUUGUUUGGGGAGAGACUUUGUGCAACAACCCCGACACCGAUACCCCCCAACAAGAGACUUCGGUUUCCAAUCCUCAGGCAGGAGUCGUAAGAGAGAAGCCGCCAAAGAGGAGCCAGAGCGCGCGGAGAGCUCUGCCCAGCUCGAGAGGCAGAGUUGGACGUUCUUGUUUAUGAUUUGGCUCUCCCGAUCGCUGGUGGGAGGUUUUCCUCUCUCCUCCUGGCCGGCGUCCCCCUCCUGCUCCGCUUCCCUGGUCGGGGUGUAAAUCCCCAUCCUCCUCCACGCCCCGAGCGAGCGAGCGCGAGCGAGCGAGAGCGAGGAAAGUCCAUCCUCUGCAACUCCAGCCAUGGUGGGAAGGGCUCAGCCCGAUCGGAGACAAUUCCCGCUGGUCCUACUGAGAUUGCUCUGCCUUCUCCCUACAGGGCUGCCGGUCCGCAGCGUGGAUUAUAACCGAGGCACCGACAACAUCACCGUGAGGCAAGGGGACACAGCCAUCCUCAGGUGUUUUAUAGAAGACAAAAGCUCAAAGGUGGCCUGGUUAAAUCGUUCUGGCAUCAUUUUUGCUGGUCAGGAUAAGUGGUCCCUGGAUCCACGGGUAGAACUCCAGCAACUUUCUCUUCUGGAAUACAGCCUCCGGAUUCAGAAGGUGGAUGUCUAUGAUGAGGGGUCAUACACAUGCUCAGUUCAAACGCUGCAUCAUCCCAAGACUUCCCAGGUUUAUUUGAUCGUUCAAGUUCCACCAAAGAUCUCAAACAUAUCUUCAGAUGUCACUGUGAAUGAAGGCAGUAAUGUGACCCUGGUGUGUAUGGCAAAUGGACGCCCUGAACCUGUCAUUACCUGGAGACACCUCACCCCUACAGGCAGAGAAUUUGAAGGUGAGGAAGAGUUCCUGGAGAUCCUCGGAAUAACACGAGAACAGUCAGGAAAAUAUGAGUGCAAAGCUGCAAAUGAGGUUUCGACAGCAGAUGUCAAACAAGUCCGAGUCAUUGUGAAUUACCCUCCCACUAUUACGGAAUCCAAGAGCAAUGAAUCUGCUACAGGACGGCAAGCUUCUCUCAAAUGUGCAGCAUCUGCUGUGCCUUCACCUGAUUUUAUAUGGUUCAAAGAUGACACUAGGAUAAAUAAUGCCAAUGGCCUGGAGAUCAGGAGCACAGGGACCCAGUCCAUGCUGCUGGUGACCAAUGUCACUGAAGAACAUUAUGGCAACUACACCUGUGUGGCUACCAACACACUGGGAAACACAAAUGCUAGCCUAUUUCUUUACAAGAAAAUAUUACCCACACUCCCCAAUCCUUUUCCAGGACCCGGUACAGGGAUAGCAGGCAAUGGAUCAAUGUGUCUGGCCGUACCACUGUGGCUGUUGGCAGCGUCCCUUCUCUGCCUACUCAGCAAAUGUUAAUAACAUCUGAAUUUUCAAAAAAGGGGAAAAAAAUUAAAAACCCAGCAACAACAAGAACAACACACAAAGCAAAACAAAACAAAAAAGUGUCAUACAGGAGACAGAGCAAGAGAGAGGAGGGGAGAAAGGACAGUUUCUUUUGCAACUUUUGCGUGUACCGCAACAAAAGAGGAAAAUUUCAAUGAAGAAGAAUAAAGAAGAAUCAGCAACAUUUAUUAUAACAAACUAUCAAGUCACUGACCAUCCAGGAGUAUGGGAGACCAGAUGGAUCACUCUAUGGAGGCUGGAUCCUGCCAAGGAUGCCAAGAUGUUCUAAAAAGAAAUAUCAGCAAUGAAAUUAUUCUUAUUCUCUCCAUUCCCUCAUAUCAUUUCCUCCCUCCCUCCCUCCCUCCCUUCCUGGAAAUAGAUUGCUUUGAUGUUGAUAGCCACAAUCUUUUGAUUGGCUUGUUCAUUUCUUAAACUGAUAGUAUUUUCAGAUUUCCGGCAAACAGUGAUGCAGGUCUCUCUAGCAUACUGGUGUCCCAUGAAGAAACUCCACAUGGCCCUUAUCUCGUUGCCAUUCCUCUUAUGCUCACCUAUAUAUUUCUGUGCCCUUAGUUUUGAUUAUACUAAAGCAUACCAAUUUUAUUCACUUGCCCUUUUGUUUUUGCCAGACCUGCUUCCUUCCCUCUCUUGUGUAUUGUGUAUGCAUCCAUCUCUCUCUCUCUCUCUCUCUCUCUCUCUCUCUCUCUCUCUCUCUCUCUCUCUCUCUCAGAGGAAAUGGUUCCUGUGUACAUAUGCUCACCAUGCUGUAGAUAAUUUGCAUUGUACAUGAGGUUGAAAAUUUGCUUGGAUGUGAAAGCAGGUGAUGGGGAGAUGGGGAGACAAACAAUGGUUUGCCCAGCUGAAUUUUGCCAUGGUUUCUUAUUGGGAUACCUGUUUUGAAGAGCUUAUCUUUAACCUUCUCCUGUUGCCCAACCCAGUUCAACUGGGUAGCAUUCAAGUGUAAUAUGUACAUUGUCCCUAUUACUCAUCAUUUUUUCUGCAUCCAAGCAGGACUGGCUAGCCUUUAGGCACAUAGAUAGCUGAGCCCUGAGGGCUGCUUAAUUAUACAAAUGUUUGGAAGCAUAAGAAUCUAGAAUUUAAAAGAGGUUUAUAGCUAGUGCAGCUCAUGGUUUGAAUAAAUGUUUGGUAAAUAUAUCUUAGCAGAAGAGCUGGUUGUUGAGAAGAUCCAGUCUAUCCAGAGCAGAGCCUCUCAGGCAAGAGAAUGGAAAGACCUACAGGAGCAGCUCAGCAAAGGCCAGGCAGGGACAGGUCUAGUCAAAGAUGUGAGGGAAAUAAAAUGAGAUCCAGAAAGCUUCAGUAGAAGGUUCUGGAAGCCACAAAUUAACUUGGGUUCUGUUGCACAAGAAUAAGUUAGAGUAAGUUAGCAGAAAGUAAAAUCCUACUUUCACAGAACAAAGAGUUCCAGAAGCUAGGCCAGAAUGUUCCAUGGAGGAGCCAACACAGGAUGUGUUACCAGCCAGUGCUUCUCACGGAGUACUUAGCUUGGCUGCUCAGCACCAUAGUAGUAGCUCUGCCCCUUGGUCUUGAUCCUUCAACCAUCUGGCUAGACUCCACUUGCUUUCGUGGGCAUUUGGGAGGGACUUGAACUGCAAUGGGCGGAAUCAAAAUGGGCUCCCUCACUGAAGUCGUUCAUAGGGACCUGUUGGGUAAGCAGAUAGUACCAAAAGGAGGGGUGUCACAGGGCAAGCCUUUCAUAUGAAGAAAGUAGAUGCAUCCUCCUCCAUUCGGGUUGUUUGUGUGUGACUGUUAUGCUGCUGUUCUUGAGCCUGACCUGCUUUCCAAAGAAACAGUCCAUUUAUUCCUCUGAUAAGGCCCCUCCUCAGUCUCAGGCAGUUGCAUUACACCCAACACCUGACAAUACAUAAACAUGUUAUGGAAAUAAAACAAACCCUCUUAUGAUUAUGCUACAGUAAAUGUCAUUCUGCCAAAAAACAAAAAACAAAAAACCCACAACAACCCAACCCCCACCACCAUACUACUACCACUACUACUAUUUCACCUUUGAUUUUAGACUCUUUAAAAAGCUAGAAAGACAGAAUGUGUCUAAGAUUUGGAGACUUCUCCAAAGCAGAGGGCUGCCGAGAAAAGGAUUGUCAGCUAAAGGCAUAAAUCCACUGGUGUCUCGUUUACUUACUUUACUGUGUUAAACCUUUUUUUAAAAAAAUACAAUUGACAUUCCUAUCACAGAAGGCAUUCCUAUCACAGAAGGCAUUCAAGUGCAAGAGUCUGAUUGGAAACAAAUUAGUAUAGUAACUGCAUAUGGAGAUGGGGAGGAGUGAUUGUGCCAGAACCCAGGUCACUGGGACCUGUGCGUUCUUCCUGCUGUAAGCUAGUACUUUAUGUUUCAGUAAUUGACUUGCCCUGGUUUGUUACUGAAAAUUGGGCAAACAUAAAUUUGACCAUAUUCAUUUAACUCUCUUUUGCUAUGUGGAAUAUUUCAGAAAGGGUCAAGUUGAAGUAAUCGGGGUUCAAAACUCCUGGCCCAAUGUAGUUGCCUGGGUUUUUAGAGACUGCAAAUGCAAUACUGCUUGUAGUAGUGCUGCAGUGCAAAAAGAAGCCAGAUAUAUCAAAUAUCCCAGUCACAAAACUAUGAAGCCCCAGAGCUAAUGUACCAGCAUUUUGUCCCGAGCUACUAUUUUGGUUAGAUUCACAAGUGCAAUUCAGCUGCAUGGUCUCAGACUCUUCAGCAUGGGUUCUGAAAAGAACACCUGGAUUGGCAUGGAUUUUCCUGUGGGAACUGUUGUUACCUCAUCUCCAAAAGAUGUAGUGGGUAGGCUUCUGAAACUGCAAGAGGGAAAUCCACACCUACAUUGGCUGUUGCUCUCUCAAUGGCUUUCAUUCCACUGAAUUGCUAAGCAACCAAAAUCCCCUUCUCUCCCAUUGCAAAUCUGCCAUCACUUAGCAGAAAAGGCAAAUGGGUGGUGCUAUCCUCUAAUGCGAUCCCUAUAUUACCAAAAGGGAUGCUUUUAUGCUUGGAAAUACUUUCAAAGCAAAAUGUAUGUGUGCCUGUGUGCAUUAAAUCCAUCCUUUUACUAUAAUGAGUACCAGCCCUUUUGCAAAGAGAUCCUUGUAGCUCCAUGCCUGCACAGCAAGACAGCUCUCACCUUGAUCAACAGCAUGGCAGCAUCCUCUCCUGCUGCUUUAGCGAUUUAUUUUCUGCUGAAGUCUGCACUUUGGGGCAGAUACGGACAGUCAAUUAAGCAGGCAGUCAGGCUUCCCAGUACCAUCCUUCCAAGGCACACAAUUUACUAUUAGACAGUAAAUAUUCUGUAAAAGCAGGAAGCAGAGCAGAGAGGUGAGGGUGUGUAUGAUAUGGGAUUAGACAAAAGAGGGCAUUGCAUGUUCUUCAGUGCUAGGGGAAUAGCUAACAAUGUUGCUGCAGUGCUGUACACAUGCAGUGCUGUACACAUGUGUGCACAUGCACACACGCACACACGUUAUAUACAUGAUAAAAGCAGAUACCACUACUAUGAAUAAAAGCAUCUUGAAGCCUGGCAGAAUCUCCCAACCACAACUUGGUAUUCUUUCACUCUGCUUCAACAAUUAGGAGCAUAGCUACUGCCCCAGAACAUCCCUGUGAGAAGCCAAUCAUGUGGACUCAACAGACUGCCCUGGUCCUCUGUUAGUUGCUGUCACCCAUGUAAUGUAGAUCAGCAUAGAUGGAAAAUCCAACAUAUUUGAACUGUAGGAAACAGAAGCAUCAAAGCAGCAUUCCUGAAAACUGCUUGUAGAAUCCAUUUGGCUGAUUCAAAAGGCUGAUGAGUAGUUUGGCCAACUGGGGUAGUUUGGGUAGUUUGGCCAAAGGGCAACGUUGGGGGCUCCUUUUUGUGCAGGAAGUUGUUAAAGUGAUGAGAAGCUGGUUUUAACCACACCAGCAAACCCCAUUUUUUCAUAUGAAUCAGGCUUUAGCCUUUAUGUAAUUACUAGCCACUUUUUCUUGGAUUGUGAGUUCUCAAGCUUUGUUCAGAACCUGUCAUGGCUUCUAGUAGUAUGAACCUAGGGGAGGAAAAACACUAAGGCUGUUUUCACGAGCAGCCUAGCCCAGGCUAGGGCUCAUGUAGAGUGCCAGGAUCCUCACCGAUCCGCCCAGCCUUACCCAAAUUCUUAGCCCUGCUCUUAGCCAUGGUUAAGGGCACAAGCGUACCUUCAACCUAGCUUCUGGAAUCGUGUGUCUCCUUGGGCUUCACAGAGAUGGGUGCCUAUAGCACCAGUCUGAUGGGAGAAUCCCCCAAGGCACCUUGCUCAUCUUGUGAUGCCUUGUGGGGUUUUUGUAGGCCAGGAAAAUGGGCCCCGACCUCCGUUGAUCUGCAUUGCCAGAAGCAAUGUGGAUUAUGUGGCUGCAGAGCUCGCAUGCUGACAACACAAAGACCAAAUGUCUGGGGGAAGGUAGGUUGAACUCUGCCUCCCCCCGCCACCCUCUCCACCCUGGUAUUGGUCGUGAGAACCAAUAAAAACACAAUGUGCCACCCAUGGAAGGUGAUGCACACAUGCUGGUUCCAUGCUAGUCUAAACCGUAUCCUUGCUGCUAGAGUGCUUAGAGAGCCUCUGUGGCUCCUAAGAAUUGUUCACAUGCUGUAGCAAUGCAGCUCCAAUUAAUCGCAAUGGGAGCAGUGUUGCUAUGGUGAUGCAAUUCUUAGGAGCCAUGGAGGCUCUCUGAGCUCCCUAGCACGGAGGAUGCAGUUUGUAUUAGCACAGAGCCACUGCACGUGCAUCCCCCUUCCAUUGGUAGCACAAUUGGUAGCACAAUUCACUAUAUGUAAGCCUCUCCCAAGAAUUAAUAAAUACCUAGUAUCCACAUGGCUUCCAGAGGUAGGGUUAUUUGCAUCCUGAGGCUCUGACUGCAUAUUACAUGCAAAUGCAUGUAAUGAAACCUUGCCGAACCACUUCCUUGUUACAAAGCAGCAUUAAGAGGGGUUAUUUGGAAUUGAAAAGCAAUGGGGAGGGAGAGACUGCUAUAGUCUGCUCUCAUCUACCACUUUUUCUUUUUCUCCCCCCCCCCCCCAUCCUUGGGGUUCCAUAUGGCUGUCACCCUUACCAACACAUCUGGAAACUCACGUUGGAAAAGCGGCUUUGCUAAAAAUUGUUUCCAAGGCCACUUUCCCUACCAUGAAUUUCCAAAUGUGUUCGUAAGGGUGGCAGCCAUAUGGAACCCCAAGGACAGAAAAGAAGCUGAGGAGGCCAUUUUCAGUGGAAAAAUGGGGAAGUAAUGAGCACCCUUCUUUUGCUGUUCUACUUCAACUUUGCUGCUCUACUUCAACUCACCCAUUCUUAAGCUGCUUUUCCAUGCAGGGAGCAGAUGUUGGGAUGUGUUACUUACAUCUGUGUGUACAAUGUACUUCUAUUAGCCAAUGGUCUGACUUGAUAUGAGGCAGCUUCUUAUGUUCCUACGGGCUACGUGUUCCUAAGGGUACGAUAAAUUUAUAGCUGAAAGUUGUCAGAAUUUUCCAUUUGCAAUAUUAUAUCUGGGACCUGAAAUUAAGCCUUCCCACCACUUACACUCAAAUAUGCCAGUGUUCAACAUUUGAACCUGUAGAAUUUUACCUAUCAAACACCUUAAUAAUAAAUAUAAUAUGUAAAGCAGUCUGCCAUCCUUGGACCUUGAGAUAAAGUUAUCAGGGUUGUUGGAUUUCCCAUGGGGGUUUCAGGUGUGAAAUCCUCCUUCACAGAUUCUCCUCCUUCCUCUGUGAAUUCAGAGCUAAGGCUGACCAGACCAUCAAAUAAAAUUAUCCCUUAAGAAAUCUAUCAUACAUGUCUUCUUCUUCUUCUUCUUCUUCUUCUUCUUCUUCUUCUUCUUCUUCUUCUUCUUCUUCUUCUUCUUCUUCUUCUUCUUCUUCUUUGUGACAAUAGCAUCUCCAUUUAAAGGUGGUGGGAGAGAGAGAGGAGGAGGAGGGGUGUGCAUGAAUUUGUGUAUAUAUGUGCAUCCAUCAGCCCCACAAGAGUUUGGUCCCUGGCUGUAGGUUACAAGUUCCACUUCCUCAUAUAGCAGCUGACUUUGAGGUGGAAAAAAUGCCACAAGUUCUCAUUCACUUUAAGAGGUUUUCUGAAAGAGCUCUUAUGCCAUAUGGUCAUAAAUUGCCACUUGCAUUUCCCAUAGUAUAGGAAUUUGCAGUUCUACCAUGAGAUGUACCUUCAUGAAAUCAUUUUACUGAGCCAGAACUGAAUGGAAGAGUUACCUCUUGGUGUCAUUUCUAAUUCCAAGCUGGUUGUGCGAAUAGCUAUCAAUGGAACAACUCUUUUUCCUAGAUUUCAAAACCCUCUAACUAGUCAUUGAAUAGGUUUAUAAUGCUUGGGAGCAACCAGUAGGACUGGUACAUGUAAUAGAGACAGCCAUCGAUUCAGCAAUUUUAGCCCAGCCUCUGGCAGAGUGAAAUGUAAGAUUAUCCACAAUUUUUAUUGCAGUGAUAUUAAUCAAGACAUUGGUAUCCAGAAAUGGUUGAGAAGUAGUCAUUUAUGGAUGUGAGAAGGUUUAAGGUCAAAGAGAGAACUGAAAAGAAGAUUUGGGACUGGGAGGGAUAUGUUAUAUUAAACCUCUUUAAUUUCUAUGGCAGGCCAGGCAGUGUGACACAAUACAAUUAAAGGCUAUGCACACGAGGACAAUUGGAAUCACAUACACUUCAGUGACAUCUGGAUGUAGUUACAUAAGUUUCAUCUAUACCACCAGGCAUCUCUAUGGGUAUGGCUGAAAACCAUGAUAAACACAUGAGACACAUGUCUAUUUGUGACCUAGGGACUGGAGGCACUACGUCAGCUUUUGGAACAGAGUCAAACUUUCCCUUUGGUUAUACCUCUGAGUGUGGACUCAGCCUUCAGCCAGGAUUCUUAAGAUGUGAGCACACAAAUCCAGUGGCACAUCUAGUGCAUUAAGAAAGGAGUUAAACUAUGUUCAUUUUCUUCCCCACAUGCAGUGUUUCACAUCCCUAACAUUGUCCCUUAUCAAUGUCAUAUCUGCACUUCUGUUUUGCUAUACUAGGGCCAUUCACAAAUGUUGGGCUGAAUGCACUGUUUUGUUAUUGUAGGGUUGCUGAUGAACACUGUGCUACUGGCAGCGAUGUGUUUUUUUAGAAUAAGAAAAAAGAAGACUCAAAUCUUAUGUUUUUUAAAGUAUACUUGUAAAAUAACAAAAAAAAAAGAGUGCAAAAACACAGGGUUUUCCUUAGACAGGAUAAGAUGGGCUGAAGGAGGAAACAGGAGGAAACUUGGUCUGACUUCAGGGCUGGAAAAGAGGAAUGUGAAUCAAAAUUCCCCAGACACUCUGUCACUGACUCAUUAUGGGACCUUGGUCAACUCAUUAAUCUAUACUAUGCCCAAGCUUCUCCUCUGUAUAAUGGAGGAAGUAUACUGUGGCACUUUAAAGAAAAAUUGCACAUGAAUAACAAUUUUCUGUAAAGUUUUUAGCAAUCUUUAUUUAAUAAGAGAACCAUGGGUGGUAUUUGGUUUGAGGAAUAAUUAUUUAGUUUUCUGCCAUACUCCAGAAAGUCAGAUGUUCUCUUUAUGCUUCCUGAAAGGUGCUGACACCUCACUGGCUGUCGAACACUUUUCUUUACCACUAAGGCCAAUAGGUAUUCUCAGGAGUCCAAAAAAAAAAAAAGUGACUUGGCGGUUCCUCUGGGUAAAUUCACCUGAAGGUGUUUCAUACUUUGUUUCGGCUCUUUUCUCUCAUGCUGUCCCUGUUUUCCUGUUUCCCUUUCCCCUUCACAGCCCUAUAAAGCUACAGCCUGUCUCUGUGCCUGAGUGGUGAUUCAGAACGGGACACCAGUUCCUUGAGACUGUAGGUGUAAUUGUGUUUGAUUGAUGGAAGUUUAACAUUUAGUGUUAUAAAAACAAAAAUACAAAAAAAAUUGUAUUUCUUCUACAAGUUUGUAAAUAUAUGAGAGAGACAUGAAAUGUCCAGUAAUGUCCAUGCAGAGGAAGAAACACUUAAAAUUUGAAGAUGACCCCUUUACUUGCUAGCAGAUAUCUAACUUUUUUUCAAAAGACUGGGGGUGGGGGGUUAAUGGGAGGGGGAAGCAUGCUUCUUUCACAAAGUAUCCAGAGAGUAGCGAGGCAGCCAUCUUGGAGGAGGUCAAGUAUAGGCUUGAUUGGAAAUGCAUCAUCAUUUGUAUGUGUUUUGCUGUGUGGCAAAUGGUGCAGUUACAGAUGACAGUAAAUUUCUGGGGAGGCAAAUCUGAAGGUUUCUGUGUAUGUUGAUAGCCUGAUUGUUUUCCAGCCCACAGCUUUGGGGUUCAUAAAUGAGAAACAGAAACCUCUCUCCUCACAACCAACACGUUAUGCAUGUUGGAUCCUAUCAAAUGAUACCAUUUUGUGAAAGUCAAGGAUGCAAUUCUGACUCAAGUGAAGAUGACUGGGGUUUGAUAAAUGAUGGCAAUGAAGUUAGGAUUAUGCCUUCCAUACAGAAUUAAUGAAGUAAACUUCUUUUAUCAUGAAACUUGUCAAGCACUUCAAACUUACAUAAAAUAGUGGAGGUUGCACCAACUUUUUGGGGGGACUGAUGGGCAUUUAAGAUAGCCAGAGAGAGCCAGAGCUACUUUUGCUUUCAGUCACACCAAAGGAGACCUCCAUACAUCAUGCACUGUAAUUCCUUGAUAUCUCCCCAAGAAAGCACCCAGGUGAAUGGAGAGGAAGUUACUCCUUGCUAGUACAAUCCACUGUACCAGUUUAUCACAUAACCCCAAUGAUCCACAACUGAUGUUAUAAAUUUAAUUUUAUAGCUUCUAUUUUCUUCUACCUUAUUCUGGUCAAAAGCUGAAAUAAAUAUAUUGAUACUGAUAAAUGCACAUCACAGACAACACCUAAAUGUCCCAUGAAAGUAAAUUAUGUGGUGCUUGGUGCAGGAUGGUGAGAGAUGGACACUUCCAUUCUCUCUGAUACUGAGAGGGAACAUAUCUUAUUUCAUUCUUCAGUCAAAUGCACAGAACAUGGAAAGGAAUCUUUUACAAGAAUUUCCCAUAAUGGUGAUCAGAAAGCUUUGGGUAUGGAAGGCAUGUUGAUCCCAAUCAAUUAAAUAUUAGUCAGAUUUUUUCUUUUCUUAAAAAAGAAAAAAAAAACCAACUAUGCAAGACUUGAACCCUUGCAUGUGCAUGCAUCUACAUAAACUGAUCAAAGAGGUGAAAGGGAGAGGGAAGGUUAUGAACAGAGUAAUACCCAAGUUGCUCUGCUUACAGAUGUACACCUCGUGUUCAUAGACUAUAUAUAGAAUAUUCCCUUCUUGCAAAUGGGAAAUGUGCAUACUGCAGAAAGGCUGCAUUUAUCUGUCCCUUUAAGGAUCUAACCCUAUUAAGGACACACAGUGAUCUUGAUGAUAUGAAUGUGUGAUAGCUUUAAAUGCUUAGUGACUGCCGUUUGUGUUAAUCAUAGCAAAUUAGCCAGAACCAGUGAAAGGUAUCUGCCUCUCUACCACCAAUAUUGAGAAUAUAUUAUAUCAUGGUAGAAGAAUAGGAAUGGCUUGAGUCAAUCCAAAGGAAGGCUAUCUACUAAGCACAUCAACUCAAUCAGUUUCUCAUGGAGUCAAAAACAAUACAGAAUUUCUGCUUAUUUCUCAACUGUAUGUGAGAUACCUUCACUGAGGUAUCAACCUUCAAGCACCACAAAGGGAGCUUUCACAAGUGGCCCUAUAAUGCAUGUCCCUUUCCGUGGGGGGGGGACCCUUCUGAAUUCUGAUUACAUGUUAUAUAUUGCCACAAAUUGCUGUUUAACAUUCAUUUAAGGGACCCAGGAAAUGAAAUUGUAAAUUAAGUGCAUGAAACCCUUAGCAUCAUAACAAAUCAUGCACAUUGCCCGCACAUGGAAACCAAGGCCACCCUGAACUUUGAGUAAGGGCAGGAUAAACAUGUAGUAAAUACAAUAUAAAAUGCGGCUCAGUGUGAUAUCAUCCUGGAGAUGCAGGAAAUGGGAAAAGUCAUUUUUGUUUAGUUUCUUGUGAAAGUCACCAAAGAUGUUUGUGGAAAUCAGUGGGAUUCUAUUCAGAAUGACAUCCUCUGCCUUUGGAUGCUUCUGUAAUUCCUAGUACCUCAGUGGACUCUGUGUUUGUACCAGCAGCCAACAUGAAACGUAAUGAUAUGCAAGGACCAUGACCGCCUAAUUACUCUUUCACGGAAAGACUAUCUCAAAUGGGGGCAUUUUCGCUGUGGCGAUCUUAUCUGCUCCCCAUUUUGGCCACACAAACACACUCACUUGUACACAUAAAAAUGCCACCACAAAGCAUUCCACACCCUGCUUCCUAAACUAUUACCACCCAGUAACACAUUCACCUUCUCCAUCUUUCCCUGUGACACAUGCAACCUGACACAGACUUGCUCAACAUGCUUUUAAAAUUAUCUGUAUAAUAAAAGUCAUAAGCUUUGCGAUUCUUAGUGAACUCCUGCUAACAAGGAAAGGGUUAUACAGGAAAGGGCAGGGAGAGGAUGGAACUGUUGACCCCAGCAACUCCCGGCUCUCUCUAUGUCCCCAGCUGCAGCCAAAUUUUUUCCUCCAGGGCUUUGGGAGGAUAUCCAGUCUCUUCUUGCUGCACUGCUGGGCAGUUAGAAUUCUCCUCAUUAACAGUGUUAUAUACAUAUAAAUAUAUAUAUAUAUCUAUAUCUUUAUAUAUAUUUUUCCCCAGCACCGUAGACAUGAUCUGAACUUCUCUUUAACGAAACAAGAACGCGGCCAUUCUAUUUUUUUUCUGUCAGUUUUUCAAAAACUAGCUCUGUGGAAGAAAAUUUUAAAAGCGCAGUGUGUGUGUAAAAAAAAAAUUGACAAAAGCUCUUUUUUCUUUUUUCCUUUUCUUUUCUCAAUGUAUUUAACUUCUGUUUUUGUGUCUCUGUUUAUUUACAUCUAUGAAUGCUCUGCUCUUCUGUGGUCUUAAAAAAAAUACAAAAACCCACAAAAAACAAAAACGAAAUAAACGUGAAAAGGAAGAGAUGAGUCUUCA